Molecule: messenger RNA, 1382 nt
Organism: Neohortaea acidophila
Lineage: Eukaryota; Fungi; Ascomycota; Dothideomycetes; Mycosphaerellales; Teratosphaeriaceae
Exons: 3
Coding region: 213-908 (231 amino acids)
Source: RefSeq, a predicted model, not a curated record
AGACUCGCGUUCGCGUAUCUGCCCCAGCGCCGCCCUAUAGCGUGCAGGCUAGUUACAUUACGGGUGGGGCGGCGAUUGGGCAGAUGCUCAGGCACCCAAGCAUCGUAUUUCCCGUCGCGCAGUACAUAUCGUGACCCUGCUGCCCUCUCUCCCCCCCCCCCAAUGCCGCUGCCUCCCUCCUCCCGUCUCGCUCAUCCUGGCGCCCGCCCACCAUGCGGUGUGUCGCCAUGCUGCACUGCCUGCUGAUCGCCCUGGCCAUCCCGUAUGUCGCCGCCCAGGACCUCUCCGUCACAUGCACCUCCCCGCAACUGCCCUAUGCCGCGGACCGGCCGACGACCACGCUGCAUCGCACCCACACCCGCACCCAAGUCGAGUGGAGGGACGAGCGCAUCACCUACACCCUCACCGGCCCCGUCCCGGACUCCACCAUCACCGAGCAUACGGAGCUGACGGUGACAGCCACGCAGACGGACUACUAUGAAACGUACACGUCUGUUGUCUGGGUCGCCACGGAAACUACGCUCGGCUCGAGACCCGUCCUCACCGUCUUCGUCGAUCCGCCCCAGGCCCCCAUGAUGCCUGUAGAGACCGCAACGGAGGAGGAGAAUUGGUACUACAAGCAGCGCAGACGGGAGAAGCGCGGGCUGCAACAGUACGCCACAGUGGUCUGCGACACUGUCGUCCAUGCCACGAACACGGUCGUGCGCACGGCCGUGGACUCGAUUGUAAACAGGGGCGAGCCGCGCCGGACGAUCGUGCUGACUGUGACGCAUCUGAAGACCAUCAACGAGUUUGUGACCCAACCGGGCACGAUCGAGGAACACACGAGGACCACCACCUGGUCUAGCUUUACCACCUUCUUCCGCAUCGCCACGCGCACCGCUCCUCUUCCCACCGGCAUCAAGUGAGGUGGCACGCGACUUUGUUCAUGACCGACACAUAUUCCCUUCUACAAAAGAGCGGCGCGCGCAAUGCCCUGACGAGCUGCGCGAGGAUUCGACAUCAUGCUCAGGCCUUGUAACCCGCCCUCGGCUUGGUUUGGACGCUUGAGGCGAUGGCAGGGACACCGUGCAGCACGAUGGUGGCCAUGGCGAGUGUACAAAGGACUGCAGGUACUUGGACGCGCGGUCGCCGCGAUGCGUGGAAUUAAGGAUCAUCGGAGGCGUGCAGAGCGGUGACGAGCAGGGAAAUGCCGACAGCUUUCGAGCCUCAUCCAUCACCACGCGCUCGUGCUCAUUGUUGCUCAAAGACUUUAGAGUCUAGGAAGAAGGAAGACUAGUCCAAGCCUGCGAAAUUGAAGAGGCUCUCUUGCGGACCACCUUUGCCCUUCCUCUUCUUUUUCUUCCUCUUCGCCGGCUUCUCCUCCUCCUCCUCCUCCUCCU